Gadus macrocephalus (Pacific cod) is the source of this 2321-nucleotide messenger RNA. Its product is annotated as RNA-binding Raly-like protein. Gene Ontology annotation, molecular function: RNA binding. Gene Ontology annotation, cellular component: nucleus. The transcript is spliced from 8 exons. The coding region runs from base 256 to 1011 and encodes 251 amino acids. The record is from RefSeq and is a predicted model, not a curated record. NCBI's taxonomy places the organism in Eukaryota, Metazoa, Chordata, Actinopteri, Gadiformes, Gadidae.
CUGAGCGAGGACUUGGUACAUUCCGUUUGUUGCUGCUGUAGCUAGUAUGUCACCAAUUCAGUAGUAGCAUAACAGUCAGCCUAACAUUAGCUUGAACGAGGUCUGUCGAGAAGAGUUACAAAUAAACAAACAAUAGAAAGAGACUAACAAGCAGUCACAUAGGCAGUGGAAAAGCCCGGACGAGAGAGAAAAACAAGGAAUUACGCUGCUGUUUUCUCCGCGCCCAGUUGCCUUCCUUUGUUUGGCGUCCCUGAUAUGACCCUGUUUAAGAGUGAACACCGCAGUCCAAGAUAUAUGAGCAUGAGUGGGGAGCUGAAGCCCGUUCGUCCCAGGACCGCGGGCAAGCGAGCCAGCAGCACUUCCUAUGGGGGCUGGACCUGGGCUGAUAGAGCUGUUCUCCCCUGGACAGCAGGGAGACAAACCCAGGGGGGCCGGAGGAGAGAUGGUGGGAGGAUGGAAGACGCUGCAGAAGGCAGGACGGACUUCGACGUGGAGUAUGACAGCUACCAGGAGGACUACUAUGACAGGGUGUACGACUACCAGCGCGUGCCCGCCCCCCUGCACCCGCUCCCCCAUGGACCCAGCCAGGCCAAGAGACCCCGCUCGUCCUCCCACUCCUCCGGCCACAGACGCAGCCGGGACAGAACUCACUCCAAGCUCUCCAGAGCCAAGUCCACUAGUUCAACCCCGGCCAAGCUGAGGAUGGAGGAGCUGCAGGUGAUUAAGCGGGAGCUGACUCUGAUUAAGACACAAAUUGAUGGGCUGCUCGACAGCCUGGACAAGAUGGACACCCAGAAAAACAACCACAAAGGGUCUCCAUUGAGGGAGGACAGUCCGGCCGGCUCCCCGUACCCUCCCUCCGCCAGCAGCCCAGAGCAGUCCCUCCCCCCUCUGUCUCCCCCUAGCUCCCGCCAUAGAGUCCAGAGAGAGAGCCCCGAGCUGGGGGAGGCCACCGACGACGAGCACCACUCGAUAAGCAAUCACAGCUCUGACCUUGAGGAGGACAUGUGAGACUGGAGCGAAAGACAAGUGUGCCAAACACACCGGAAGCAAGAACCGCCAUCCUGCCAUCCAUCGCCCCCCCCCCCCUCCCCGCCCCCAUCACAGGCCCCGCCUCCCCAGUGCACCACACGGAACCGGAGCAGAACGCACCCAGGAAGUGUCUUCUCUCUCGUACCUAAUAUACUAAGUUCUUAUGGUGCAGCCCCAUAGUCCCGUUAAACCUGUCUCCUUUCCUCUGUUCCUCGCUGUGAUAAAUCUAUUAUAAAAAAGAGGAUGUGCAAGUACACCACAUACCUUCACACACAACCUUCACCCCCCCCCCAUCCCCCUUCCCCCCCUAGACCCAUCACUCACGGUCACCUUUUUGACCGUGCGUUUUACUCUAAAAACCUAGAAUAGUGUUUCUCUCCAUACAUAUUGAAUAUUGAAUGAAUCGCGAGAUUGGUUUGAAGGUGAUUAAACGACAACAAUCACAUCUUCUGCUUGCUGUCAUGUUGCUGACGUCAGAUGGCUCAUAGUAACACCAGGCCCUCGUUUCCACCUUUGUCAGCCCUGCUUCAAGGUCUUUGAAUAUAUAUAUCAUUAUCUCUUCCACUCCGGGCAAACCCUACCCUGUGUGUCCCCGUCCCCUUCACCCGUCCCUCCGACCCCCUCGGCUGUGUUCUCGUUUGCUUUGGGAGUUUGUUUUUAUUUGUUCUCUCUUUUUUAAGUCAUUAUGCUCUAUUGUAAUUAUCAAGAUGUAACACGUGUUGUGAGUGUUCGGACACACAGGAAACACUCAAUAGACCAGUACUUAAAGGUAUUUUCAGACUGACGUCAAAAUACCUGUGUUUUGUACUGGGUCUUACCGUAGAAUGGCCACACUAAAUGAAAUAGAAAAAAGCGUUGUUGUUUUUUCUGUAUUUGGGGGGUGUUGGUUGGGGGGGUAGAGCAGCUAUCACUAAGAUCAUCAGACCAACAUGUUUUCUUUGCUAAUUAUUAAAACAAAAAACCUUUCCACAUUUGUGCAAUACCGAACACUUAUGAAGGCAAAUUAAGGAUAAGUACAUCAAGUUACAUAAUAUAGCAUGUUUUUUUUUUAGCAAUAUGUACAUUGAAACAAAUUGUGACAUAUGGAUAAAUAUAGUUUGAAAUAUCAACGUUGGUGUUCAGGUGUGGAGAUAAUUGUAAAUGGUAUAUUGGCAAAUACACGGGAUGAUCAGCACAUCAAAUAUCGUUUUAAAGUGGGGUGGGGGUAAGCACAGCAAUGGAGGACAGUGUAUUCAAAAUAUGAAAAAAGCAAUUGUAUUGUUCCUUGGUAAAAUAAACUAUUAACCAUU